Dreissena polymorpha is the source of this 2877-nucleotide messenger RNA. RefSeq names its product UDP-N-acetylglucosamine transferase subunit ALG14 homolog. NCBI's taxonomy places the organism in Eukaryota, Metazoa, Mollusca, Bivalvia, Myida, Dreissenidae. Gene Ontology annotation, biological process: dolichol-linked oligosaccharide biosynthetic process. The transcript is spliced from 5 exons. Gene Ontology annotation, cellular component: UDP-N-acetylglucosamine transferase complex. The record is from RefSeq and is a predicted model, not a curated record. The coding region runs from base 43 to 693 and encodes 216 amino acids.
AUAAUUGCAAAAGGUUGCAAAUGACACAAACAUAGCUAAAGGAUGGAGUCGACUGUUGUAAUUAUUGGAGUAAUUGCAGCAACUUGUGUCGCUAUAUUUGGAGUGGUGGCUAUUGUUUAUCUGCUAUUCAGUGACAAUUGCUUGCCACCGCAACCAGUUUCACGUGAUAAAAAUUUAAAGGCAUCUAUACUUGCUGUAAUUGGUUCAGGUGGUCACACAUCAGAGCUGUUGAGAUUGAUGGGCCAUCUAGGCAGUCACUAUGAACCUCGAUACUACGUCAUGGCUAACACUGAUGUCAUGAGUGAAGAGAAAGUACACAAACUGGAGAAAGAUGCAAACAUAAUGUAUAGGAUCUACAAGAUACCUAGAAGUCGUGAGGUUAAACAGUCCUGGAUAACGACAGUGCUGUCAACCAUAGUUGCCUCAGUAUAUGCCCUACCCUUGGUCUUCAAGUUACGACCAGAUAUUAUUUUAUGUAAUGGCCCAGGGACAUGUAUACCAGUGUGCCUGGGAGGUCUCAUAUUAAAGUUAUUUUAUCCGUUGAAGUUGGUCUAUGUGGAGAGCAUAUGUAGAGUAGACAGCAUGUCCCUGUCAGGCCAGAUCCUGUACCACUUUGCAGACAGUGUCAUCGUGCAGUGGCCCCAACUACAGAAGAAGUAUCCAAAAUCUCUCUACAUGGGGCGUAUUGUUUAGGAUGCGACUUGGUACUUGUUAUGAUCUGAUUAUGAGAGACUCGUUCUGGGAAAACUGGGCUAGAGCAUUUCAGAUAAGGCCAAAACAAAAUAAUGGUGUGGUUACGGUUACCCGACCGAGCCUAAUAUUUUGCUGCGACCCUACAAUAUUUUAUUCAAAAUUAAAAGCCAAAAGAAACAAAAUCGCGGUAAAAUUCAAACUGUACCGGAGGAACAGUUUUUAGCAACGCCGAUUUUUUUUUAAAGGAGUGCGAUUUUUACGCGCGCACCGUUUAUCUCAUCUGUGAGGCGCUUAAAGUAUUAAAUACAUAGAGCGUCUGCGACGCAAUGAAGAAAACAGCUCCUUCGUCGAUUUUGUUUAAUGUUUUAAGGACAAAGUGCGUAAAAUGCUCUGACAAACACAUCAAUUAAAUCAUUUUUUUAUCCAAUAUCGGAAUCUACUAUUUUGUCUGUUUUCAUGCAUCGGGAUUCUACCUAGUUCUCCGUAUAAUCCUACAAGAUUGGUUGACGUUUGUGCACACAAUAAUUUGGGUAAUUUUUUUAAUGUAUUAGUUUGAUGUCUUUUGCUAUAUGAAUAACCGAAACUUCAGCAGAAAAAUUGAGAAUUGGGGAUAUUAAAACACCAAAUAAUUUGAGUUUUUCUUUUAAUUAAAAUUCAUUAUGAUUGUAAUUAAGCCAUGUUCUUCAAAGUAUUUUCGGGUUUUUAUCCAUCAAAAUUUACAGUAUUUUUCUCUAUAUAAAAAGUUUUCUGAAGUUUGUUUUUGAUAUGAAAAAAAAAAGUCAAUGCAUGGCUACAGCCAAGUUGAAGCCAUGAAUUGACCAUUCAUUCUUAUCAUCAGUUAAAAUGGUUUUUGUGCUAGAUUGCCUAUGUAUGUAUUGGAAAAAAGCCGUUCAACAAAAUAAAAUAAAAAAAUAAAAUGUUUUUCCUACCUACCUACCCUAUUUUUUUUUGGCACGUAACCUGAACCACAACAUUAUUUUGUUUUGGCCUAAGCCUGUGCAGUAGGCACAGUUUAAAGGAAGUAUCUUCUUAGCAAAAAUCCAGUUUAUGCAGUAGUUGUCGUUCCUGAUGUCCCUGUGCACAGGCUAAUCGGGCACUAUACACACAUGCAUUAAGCCCAGUUUUCCCAGUGUAAGGCUCAUGGUGUCAGUAGAUUUGCUCAUAUUUAUUGAAAAAACAUUUUUCUACAAAAGUAGUAUCUUUAGAAUUCCGAAGAAUUAUUUAAAACAUAUUUUUAUUUGAAUGUAGUAGUAUAAGAUUUCCUUAAAUUUUUUAUAAUAUGUGUUUCUACAGAAGUAGUAGAUUAAGAUUUCCCCAGAAUGAUUGAAGACAUUUUUAUACAAAUAAAGAGUAGCUUUGUGAUAUGGCUUCAUGUUUUAUACAAAACAUUGAAUACCGGCUGAUUAAGAAACGAAAGCAUUGAUUUAUUUUGCAUUAAAGUAUACUUUUUUUAAUGGAGAGGGGAUUACUUAGGGAGAGGGCAUGUAGAAGAGAAUAUAUGGUAUUUACUGUUGCAUAAUAUACUUCCUUCACUUAUUAUAUCACUAAUUAUAUUAUUGUAUUUAUUGAUUGGAGCUUUAGGCCUUUUUUUUUGCCCAUGUUAACGAACUUUAAGUCAGCUUUUGUUGUUGUGUUUUUUUGUUAUUUUCUUAUUUAACAUUUUCAAUGUAUGGCAGUAACUUAACAGAUAUCAUUCAAUUGUUUUGUUCUUAAAGUCGAUGGAAUUAUUGUGUCAAUGUUUUGCAUUAUUUUAUAUAUCAAAACUAUAUACUCAAUAUAUAAUAUUGUGUACUCAAUAAAAGGUAACAGUUUUAGGACAAAUAUUGAUAUUAUUUUAUGUGUACUCAUUUCUUUUAGGACUAGACUAUUGCUAUUGACUUGUGAUUAUAAAUUGCUGAUAAGAUUUUAUUGUUUGUGUAUGUGAGUUACAACAAAUAACAAUUUAGGGUGGGUGGGUAUUAUUCUUGCCUAGUGUUUGAUUUGUAUACAGCGUCAUAAUAUUUGCUUCAUAUUGUUUUUGUUGUAAAUAAACAGGUGACUAGUAUAUAGAUCAGGGUAAAUGUUUCACUAGCAUAUGUGUACAUUUUGAAAAUACAAUAUCAUACUGUAUGCAAUAUUUAUAUUCUUAAAUCAUGCAUAUUACAUACAAGGCUUUGAAGGUUAAAUGAAGUUUAUGAAAAGUGA